Molecule: messenger RNA, 5994 nt
Organism: Xyrauchen texanus (razorback sucker)
Lineage: Eukaryota; Metazoa; Chordata; Actinopteri; Cypriniformes; Catostomidae
Product: aryl hydrocarbon receptor-like
Exons: 11
Coding region: 7-2862 (951 amino acids)
Biological process (GO): regulation of transcription by RNA polymerase II
Cellular component (GO): nucleus; aryl hydrocarbon receptor complex
Molecular function (GO): transcription cis-regulatory region binding; nuclear receptor activity; protein dimerization activity
Source: RefSeq, a predicted model, not a curated record
UUAAACAUGUAUGCAGGAAGGAAAAGAAGGAAACCGGUGCAAAGAACGGUGAAACAGCCCCCAGCUGAAGGUGUGAAAUCAAACCCGUCCAAACGCCAUCGAGACCGGUUAAACUCAGAGCUGGACAGGUUGUCCAGCCUCCUUCCGUUUCCCGAGGAGGUCACCAGCAGCCUGGACAAACUCUCCAUCCUGCGUCUGAGUGUCAGUUACCUGCGAGCUAAGAACUUCUUCUCUGUCACCCUGAAAAACAACAACUGCAAAGGUUUAUCAGUGAACAACGGUAACCAUGACAACAAUAAAGCCUCGGGAUUGGCUGAUGGAUGGUUGUCCGAGGGAGAGCUCCUACUACAGGUACUUAAUGGCUUUGUGUUGGUGGUCACCUCUGAGGGGAUAAUUUUUUACUGUUCUCACACCAUCCAGGAUUACUUAGGAUUCCAUCAGACGGAUGUGAUGCAUCAGAAUGUCUUUGAACUCAUUCAUACUGAGGACCAGCAGGCCUUCAGACGUAACUUACACUGGGCCCUGAACCCUCCUCCAUCCAGCACCCACACAGAUGAUUCCCCACAAGAUGGGGAUCCGGUCCCAAGUAUGGCUCUGGUGGCAUGCAACCCUGAGCAGCUGCCUCCUGAAAACUCCUCUUUCCUCGAGAGAAAUUUCGUCUGUCGUUUCCGUUGCCUCCUGGACAAUUCCUCAGGAUUCCUGGCCCUGAAUCUCCAAGGACGUCUGAAAUUCCUGCAUGGACAGAACCAACGAUUGGAUGACGGGGGCCAAAUGCCGCCCCAGCUCGCCCUGUUUGCCAUAGCAACACCCUUACAGCCUCCCUCCAUAAUGGAGAUCCGAACCAAGAACAUGAUUUUCCGAACUAAGCACAAGCUGGACUUCACCCCAAUGGCCUGUGAUGCAAAGGGUAAAAUCGUUCUUGGCUACACAGAGGCGGAGCUGAGAGUUCGUGGUUCAGGAUACCAGUUCAUUCACGCAGCCGAUAUGCUCUACUGCGCCGAGAACCACGUUAGAAUGAUCAAGACUGGAGAAAGUGGCCUGACUGUGUUCCGACUGCUUACAAAGGACAACCGCUGGAAAUGGGUACAAGCUAAUGCUAGACUGGUCUACAAGAACGGCAAGCCUGACUACAUCAUCGCCACCCAGAGGCCUCUUGUAGAAGAGGAGGGUGGGGAGCACUUGAGGAAGCGAUCUAUGCAUCUUCCCUUCACCUUUGCCACUGGAGAAGCUCUGCUGUACCAAACAGGCUAUCCCAUCCCAGGCUUCUCUGACAACAUUCAGGGAAAAGGAAAGAACAACAAAACCAAAAAGAGCAAGGGAGAUAAAAGCUCUAAGGAUGAUCUGGACCCCAGCUCUCUUCUGGGAGCCAUGAUGAGACAGGAUGAGACAGUUUAUGUUUGCCAGCCUGCAAUGGAGCCAAGAAUGUCCUUCCACAGUAGCCUCUUCAGUGAGCAAGGAGAGACUAGCACUUUCUCUUCCUCUGCAGAGAAUGAUAGUUGGAAUCCAGCACAGAAUGGUGGAGUUACAAAUUCCAAAUUAGAGCCUUCAAGUUUUGACCCACUUCUGGCAACAUUAGACUCUCUGUCCCUGGAAAACGAGGAGAGCUGUUCCAACAGUGAACUCUUUAAUGCCCUAGAGAACCUUGGGCUCAACGCAGAAGAUUUGGAGUUACUUCUUCUGGAUGAGAGGAUGAUCCAGGUAGAGAUGGAACCAGAUUACAUUCCAUCUCUUAACGAUUUUCUCACCAACAAUGAAAUCCUUUCCUACAUCCAGGAUUCGUUGGAGAACAGGAUCGAGGAUUUACCAAGUGCUGAAGAUACUCAGAUCUCGGUUGCUGCACUAGAUUCUGCUGAACCUCCUAAGCUAUGUUCUGCGUCCGAGUCGGCACCUCAAGUUACUUCCUCCAUGCCUGCUCCAUACAUGCCUUUCUGGCCACAAAAUCAACCAGCACCCAUAGUUCAGCUUUCGCAACAGAUGCAGCAACAUCUUAACGGUCAGUCGGUUUGCCACAAAACCGAGAACUGGAUCCAGGAACCAAUGCCUCAGGUGUCUACAACAAAUACUGAGACAACUACAUUUAACCAGUAUGAUUCCUUGUUGGCUAACUCGGUGACAGGUGUCCACAAUGGUCACUGGGUCGCAGAACACACGCAAACCAACUUAAACAAGACCUUACAAUUUGGUGACAAGGUAACGGAAACUAGUAAAGCACAACCACAGCAAUGGAAACAAAAUCAUUUACCACUCCCAUUCCAGUAUAAACACAAAACUGUUGAGGUUGGCAACACCCCUACAAAUGGCUACAGUGACCCUCAAUGGCACGGAUACAACUUUGCCAACCCAGUUGACUUUGUUGCAAAUGGAUCUUGUUUUCCUAAAGAUCAGACCCCACAUAUACAGAACACAAUGAGUAACCAUGUGGGUUAUAGUAUUGCUGACAGAUCAGGUGUGGAUUUUACAAUGAACAGCAGUUCUGCUGGGGAUGUGGGGCAGUUUCAGGGAAUCAUGGCAUCAUCUUCAUCCUAUCAGCAAGGUUAUCUGAAACAGCAGCAGCAGCCAAAGGUCACAUCCACUUUUUAUGCUUCCUAUACCAAACAAAACUCCUCACUAGAACAUAUCCUGGGAUUAGCACCACCUCCGAACCUUCCCUCAUUGACAGAUUACGGUUCGAAUAUGACCCAUGACAACACCCACAGUAAGAUGGAUACAGGCUUCAUACUCAACUCCACAACAGUGGCCUACACAGAAAGUUAUCUGGUUCCCAAUGGCAACGCAGUGGCCACAACCAGCAACAGUCCCCACGCCCUUCCUGAGCCGCUCACACCUCCUCCAGAUCCUCAGACCACUGGCUUCUACCUCUGAUCAGACUCAGUACAGAUUCAUCCGAAGAGAUAGUUAAUCACAAGUCAACUGGCAAACACAAACGUGAAAAGGAGACAAAAAUAAUACUUUUUUAGUUUUAAGUUUGCUUAUUUAUACUAAAUGAGCCACAUUAACCUCUGGAAUAUCUAACCAACUAAAGUCGCUGAAGAAACUUCCGCCAACAUAAUGUGAUAGCACUCCCAAUGAUUGCAUAUUGGAAGAUUGUUUGGAUUAUUUCUGAUUAAGUAUGAGAUGAAAUUGAUGAUGGUUAGUGAAAUGUACAGAAAAUGCGAAUGGCAUGCAGUAUGCAGUUUUACGGGUUGUUCACACAGAACACGUUUUUGCGUCCGUCUGCUGAAUCAUGUUUUGUAAUUACUUUUCAAUGAAACAUGCUGGAUGGGCGUCUUUGAUCAUUGUGACCCAUCUUGCUGCUUUUUUAGCAUUCCGUGCCAUGAAUCGAUGCCCUGUCAAGCUAAAAGUACUUCAACUUUUAAAAAUGUGUCUUGAGAUGCCUGCAUUCUCUUACGUUCAUUGCACUAAGUCCAAUUUUUCGCUGUGAUUUUUUUCUUCCCGCAAGAGCGUGUUCUGUUGAAUGGCACAAUUAGAGGUGGUCCAUCUGUAAUAAGUGUGUGUUGGGGCAUAUAUGUUUGUGCAUAUGUAUGUGUGAGUUCGUGUAGUCGCCAUUUAUUAGGCCCUAUUCAUAUAAACGCAAGCAGAACGACUUUUGAACAUGUAAAUUGUAUAUAGAAAUUAUAUUCCACAACUUGUCUAAAACAAUUGUGAACAUUCAAUUACACUCAAACUAAAGAAGAAAUGUCCACGUAUGAGUGUUGUGACAUUCUACGUAAGAGUCGUUUUAUGAACGAUUUACACCAAAAAUUAUUCUGCUUGCGUUUCAGUAACAGGGCCCAUUGGACCUUAUUCAUGAAAUGUGUGCAGAACAAAUUUCGGUAUAAUCAUUCAUGAAUGAAUUCUUACAUGUCUAUUCCCAUUGAAUUGAAUGCAAAAACAAUUACAUAAGUACAAAUUAAAUUUCGUUCUGCUCGCAUUUUACGAAUUAGGCCCAUUGUCUGUAAAGGAUGUCAAGAGCGUGUGUAGCAUAUAGCUAUUCCGAAACCUAUUGUUCUGAAACGCAGUAAAUGACUUCAGUAUUUAUAUAAACAAGAUUGCAAUGCAUAUUUAUUUAUGAAAAGGCUUGAGUGUUACGUUCCUUUUAAUGGUCGUAUUGUGAAUGACAAUUUAAGGUAAAAAUACGCAAGUUGUCAAUAAAGCAGUAAGAGUUAGCAGUAAAAAAAGUCACUUCAGUCACUUAGACAUUGACCUGACCCCUUCGUCCCGCUAUUACAUUGGGUGAGGUUCGAUUUCGAGAAGCUGAUUCAAGAUCGGCGUCGCAAAUCCACUUUUACCUGCUUCCGUCCUUUUAGAUACAAGUGUUCACGUGUUUAGUAAUUCCAGAACUGAUCUACAGUUCAUAUUCGUAUUUGUUUGUGCGUAAAGUGUACAUGUACAUUUUUUUACAUUUGAAAAGACACUGAAACGUACAAAAUCAAAUGCAUUAACUGCGUUAAAAUGUGAUUGUGUGAAACUUCUAAUCGACAUUACAAUCAAUUUAUUAUAAUUACAAUAAAACCAACAUAUGAAUUCAUUCAAAGUCUUUUUAGCAAGUCAGUCCACUCAGCGACCAUCUUUGGAACGCUCCUGGGCAGCUAUUUUCUAUGUAAACAAGCAGCAUACAAGUGCAGCACCGAUCAACUUGAAUGCAGAAAGACAGAAAUCUCCAAAACAGUUGGUCAAGAUUACGAUCAAAGAACAUAUUUCAAAUCAGCAGUAAAAUCUGACAACACUGGUAUCAUGAAUGAUGCUUCUUAACCAAAGAUUACUCUAAAAAAACAAUGAUUUUAUUGUGUUUAGCUAAUGCGCAUUAACAAGUUGAUUGACAUGCAAGCAGUGUCUGUAUCUAAAAGCUGAUUGGCUCUUUUACUUGUAAGGCGGGACUUUCUUUCUACAUCCAUUGUCCAUUGGGUGUUCCAAAUUCUCCCAUUCAUUUUAAUAGAAGUGGCCCGUCUCUGCUAAAUGGUCUCUGAUUCAAUAUUCUACGAACCUCACAAGAUUUGUGUCUCUAAAGUCAUUCAUACUAAAAGGAUUUACGUUUUCAAUAAGUUGAUAGUGUACAUUUCAGUGUCUAUCCAAAUGUACGAAAAUGCAUGUGUGCUAGAACCACACUUAAUGUACCAGUACGUACGAAUUCUAAUGAGAUCACGUUGACUCAUCCGGCAACGGUCAAAAGCAGGGUUUGUUUCGUCUUGAAAAAGAGAUUCUGGAAGCUUCCGUUAUUGAAUGUGUUGCGUGUAUUGUAAAGCAGUAAAAAAAAAAAAAAAAAAAGAAGAAUGAUAUUAUUUCAUCAAGGGUGCUGCAAGGUGUUUUAUUAAUAAUAUUGUUAAUUAUAAUAGUAUUAUAAAGUCAAAAAGAAGAUACAUCUUUCAGGCCAGCCUCUCUCAUUUUUUAAAAACAUAUAUACUGUAUUUACAGACAUUUCAAUUAUGAGAAAUAACACUGGCUAUAACGUAACUAUGGGUUCGAAUUUCUUUAACAGAAAACAAUAUGACAAUCAUUUAUGAAAUGUUUAAGUACAAGUUUGUAAAUAAUGGAAAAGCUAUUAUUACUGUUGUAAGCACUAUUUGAAGGAGCACUGCGGCCUAACCAGGUUAUACUUUCUUCCGGCACAAGAUGUAGCUUCUAGAGAGAUGUUAUUUGGAGUAAAUAUUGUAUAAUUUCUUUAGGUGUUCUGUUUGUAUGUUUGAAAAAUAAGUUUUACACUUUUAAUGAAGAAGGAAAAAAAGAACAUGGUGCCAUACUAGUAAAUGUUACUUUCCAGAAUUUAAAUGUUUUGCUAUUUGUUUAGAAAUGAUGUCCGCCAUGUCAAGACUUUUUUUUAAAGAAAUUCACAUUUGGAUUCAUUUUAAUAUUCUAACACACUGAAAGUAGAGGCAAUGGUAGGUACAUAUGCAGUUAUGUCUGUUUGUCAUUUGACUGCUUGUUGAAAUGUACAAUUUGGUCCUUAAAUUAAAGAAUUUGUGCAAUCACAAUGGGACUUGUGUUAUGAUGUUCUUCCAAACCAAAUCGCACACAUUU